Messenger RNA from Seriola aureovittata, 4801 nucleotides. RefSeq lists its product as uncharacterized. Gene Ontology annotation, cellular component: actin cytoskeleton. The coding region runs from base 914 to 4303 and encodes 1129 amino acids. Gene Ontology annotation, biological process: actin filament organization; positive regulation of substrate adhesion-dependent cell spreading. Lineage: Eukaryota; Metazoa; Chordata; Actinopteri; Carangiformes; Carangidae. The record is from RefSeq and is a predicted model, not a curated record. Gene Ontology annotation, molecular function: actin filament binding. The transcript is spliced from 18 exons.
UACUGACAUUGUGAAUAACAGGAUCAAGUGCUUUUUAAUGACUUGCCACCUGGUGUGAUAAAACUGUUUAACAAAUUGCACACUGAGGUGAUGAUGUCAACCUAUAACACAAUUACCAAGUGAAACUACUGUGGAGGUGGGAGAUGGGCAAUACAACAAGGUGGCAUUUGAUUCUGUAUCAUUAAUUAAUGAAAGCUCACUACAAUCCCUGGGGAAUGAGUUGUAAUCUGAUACGCCCAUAUGACGCAUGAAAACACGUCCCCUCACACAAUAUGGCCCACUUAAGUUAAACUAUAUGGUAGAAAAAAGUCAAUGAGGCUAUUUUCAUCAAAGUAAUUAUGUAAUGUAGACUUUGUUUUGAUCUGAAAAUUCUUUAAACUUGCGUCCAGUCAAGAGAUCAAAGAGUAAAACAAGUGAGACUUUCAUCGUCUGUCUGUAAAUGAGAGGUAGAACUAAAGCAAGGGAUCAAGAUAAAGAUGAAGAAAGAAGUGGAGUGGGCGGUUCUGGUAUUGCAGAAGCACUGGAGCAAUGAAAUAAUGAUGAGCAUGACCAGAGACUAGCUUGAGUUACGUCCUGUGCAGUCUAAGUGUAUUGGCUUAGCUAGAACGGAUGGAGAGAAGGAAGGAGAGCAGGAGGACAGCCGCUGAAAGUCUUGACAGCAGCUUUGGCUGAAGGACAGUGAGCCGUCACAGAUGCAGAUGAGGAUAAUCUGUCUGAGGUGACCCCAAGUGACAGUAGUGAUGACGUCAGUGGUGGAUGGACCUACGAGUGGAGCCUCGUCCACAGUCUGAGUCCUGAGUGGGAACUUAAUAUCUGUGACACUGACAUACAAUCCAGCUCUCCAAAUCAGUGGGACUGUCCAGAGAGGAGCAGAUCCCUCAGCUCAGAGAGGCAUUGUGUGGCCCAAAGAGAUAUGACCCGGCUGGACCCUUCUCCCCACCAAGGCACUGAAAGCUCCUGGAUGGAUGAGAGGAGGGGCAGAGACAGGUCCCGCCGGGCAUCAGAGUCCAGAGGAGUCAGGGAACAAGAGAGUGGUUACUUCUCUCCAGACAGAAAAGGUGAUGGUGAGCGGCAGAUGGAGGAGGUCAACAAAAGGGCGUACCGUUACUACGAGAGGGGGCAUCCCCUCCCCAGCAACUAUGUUCUCGAGCCCAAAGCCUGCGUCCCCUACAGAAAUGUCAACCUUGGUUUGCCCUCCCAGAGGAGGAGCACGGAGACGUAUAUGCAGGAGACUUGGAGAAGUGAAUCCCCACAGAGGUACACGUACCACUCCAACUUCAGACAGGGAACCGACUCAGAGAGAAAUUCUCCAAGCCGUCACAGCUCUGUGAGUCCAGACCGCUACAAGUUAACCGAAUCUCCUGUGGGACCUCGGAGAGGAAGCUCCCACUCUAGGGGUCAGGCUCGGUCUCACGCCUCAUCUCAUGGCUCCUCUCAGCUUCCAUCACACGGUGCUUCUCGGCAUACGUCAGGCAGGUCCAGUCCAUCUCGGAGAAGGGGGUCCACUGCCUCUCGGACUGGCUCACCCUCGAGGGCUACCCCUUCUCACAGGCGCAUAGACUCCUUCCAUUUACAGAACAACAAUUACGAUGCUCAAAAGGGAUGCAGCCGAGAGUCGAGGAGUCCAUCCCAAGCUUCAAACAAACACAGUUUGGACUCUGAGAAACUCUACAGGAAUCUGGAGUUUAUCUCCCGCCGCGGCUCCUCGGCCAAUCAGAAAAACUCAUAUGAAGGAUCUCAAGCAUCUCCGCGAACGAGAACAACUGUCAACAGCUCCGCCAACACUCGCAGUCGCAACAGCCGGGAAGUAUCACCAUCCAGGAAUGGCUAUAGUACGCACAGCCACACCCCGCGGAGGGAGCCCCACUCAAGAGAAAGCAGACUGAGUCCUUCUCAAGGCUCGUGGCAGGGCUCCGCACACUCCUUACUCCUCGCACCAUCACGUGGUUCUUCUGCAUCAAGACGAGGUGCAGACUCUCAGGUGCUUGGCGGUUCAGUGUACUAUGCUGCAGUCACUGAAACUGAUAAAGGCAACGAGGGGAAUAAUAAGGUCAGCAGUGACAGAAGCAGGAGCAACAUGAGGCGAGGGAUGGAGGCCUUGCUGAUCUCUGAACCCAAGAAGGAUGCAGUAGAAACUGAGGAGGUGGGGAUGACCAUGGAGGACUACAUAGUGCUGGCUGAUAUUCCAAAGAUCCAGCUGGAGUCAGAAGAAGAGUUUCCUGGACUGAGGAGGAGGAACCAGAGUCCCAGCCCAUGCAGGGACGAGAGACUCAGGACAUACAGGCACCAAGACGAAUUGGACACCUACAGUUCAAGACUUGAGCCAGAUGAGAGGGGGAGAGGCAGGGAGAGGGGGAGAGACAGACGAGAGAAGUGUCGGGACUCUGAGAAUGGACGAUCAUCUCGAAGACAGUCAGCGGCAUCUCUUCAUGCACAGAGUUCAGAUAAUCAGAGUGGAAGGCACUUAUCCUCAAAGCUGAAGGAGCGAGCUCCUCUUGAACGCCCGCAGACACAGGGUUGGAUGUCCAGACUGGAUGAACAUGGCAAGUGGAGGAAACACUGGUUUGUUCUGGGUGACACUUCUCUGAGGUUCUACAGAGACUCGGAGGCUGAGGAGUCAGAUGAUCUGGACGGAGAGAUCAACCUGACAUCCUGUGUGCAUGUGUCAGACUGCGACAUAGAGAAGAGCUAUGGACUCCAAAUACAAACAAAGAGGGCAGUGUUCACUCUCUCUGCUAUGACCUCCAGAAUACGGCGGAUGUGGGUGAAGUUACUAAAGCAGGCGAUCCAGAAUAACACGCACCAAUCAGACACCGGCAGCGAGAAAGAGAACUCCCUCUCCCGGAGACCGUCGUCAUGCCAACCACUCGCUCGGUUCACCAGCAAAGACUCUGGCUAUGAACCUACCACUUCCACCUCCACCACCACCACAGCUGCAAACUCCCAUCAGGCUGACCGCCACCACCAAACUGUAAACGGGCAUCUGGACGCUGACUUAUCUCCAGCCAGUCAGAGAGGAGAAGGGGAGGGCUGGGACCGCGAGCAAGCGAAGCGAUUAGAGGAGCGGAACAAGUGGUUUGAGGAGGGAGUGCCCUUCAGUGAGAUGGGCAGCAGGUGGGACUCCAUGGAGCUGAAAAAGGGGAGUGUACCUGUGCCUGUCAUCGAAACCAUGGACUCAGUGGUCAACAGGAAGUGGGCAGAGUUCGAAACGCUGUCAUUCGGGGACAUGAGUGCGCAGUCUCUCAUUGGUGCCCAGGCCGAUCAGUCAAGCACCCCACACGCAUCACAGUCACUAGUUAGCUCCCAGACUUAUCACUCGAGCCGUGAGGAUGCUGAACACUCUGUCAAUGGUUCACAAGCUGAUUUAACAAGCUCAAAGGGGGCUCCUCCAUCUAUAAAUGAUGCACAAACUAUUCAAACAAAUACAGCUGAAGCCCUUCAAAAGGAGGCCCACUCUCUUCGAAAGCAAGUGGAGAGCAUUAAGAGAGAGCGUGCAGCCAUGGGCUUUGAGGUGGACAGCCCAUGUGGCCCUGGGGCCCCCUGUAGGGCCAGACUAGAGGCCAUGGAAGUAGCCCAUCAGAACGCACUGCAGGAGCUGCAAGAGAAACACGAGAGGGAGAUCAGGCAGCUGGAGGAGCAGAGAGACAAGAUGCUGCAGGAGGAGAACCAGGCAGCUGCUAAUGCUAUGGAGGCGCUGAGAGCAGCUCACAGAGAGGAGGUGCAGAGAGAGGUGGAGAAGGCCAGGAGGUUGUCUGGAGGCGCUGCACACGUGGAUACUUCAUACAGAGGGCACAUGCCCCAGGCGGACGUCUUGCACAGUGAGUUAGAUGUGCUGUCAGAACGCUACUCUCAGAGGUGCCUGGAGCUGAGCCGCACUGAGCAGAGCAGCAAGAGCCGGGAGACGGAGCUCGGCCACAAGGAGAGAGAGCUGGAGCAGCUCCGAAGAGAGAACCAGGAGCUUAAGGCCAAACUGGCAGAAGAGAUCAGCCGCAUGCGUUAUUUCAUCACAGGGCAGAGGUCGGACAUGGUGUCUCCUGGCAGGGCCGAGCACACUGCGUCAGAAGUAGAGAUACUGCUAAGAGCAAAAGACAAUGAGCUGCAGUAUCUUAAAAAAGAAAUAAUCUGUCUGCAGAGAGAAGUGCAGUCUCUCAACAAGGAGAAAGAAGCAGCUUAUGAGCGUUACAAGGAGGCAUAUGUAGAGCUGAGUGACAUGAAGGGUCGUAGCCAGCUGGAGAUGGGCUCCCUCAACGAACACUUGAGACUGGCCAACGCUGCACUUCAGGAGGGAGCAAGACAUACCUAACUAAUGAGGAUAACCGUUUUAAAUUUACAUGGAAAAUCAAAGACAGCAAGCCAAUAUAAAAUAUAAGAAAAUAAAACAACAACAUCAUUAUACUACAAUAAUGUGUGUUGCUAUGACUGGAUAUGACUUGUAAGAGUCAGAAUAAGAAUUAUGGAACUAUUGUGUACUUGUAAACCACCAUGCAAAGACUAUUAAGAUUAAAUAACAAGUGUUUUCCACAUGUAAUUUAUUGAGUUGAAUGAGUUGACAGACACAAACAUGCAAACAAGAGUGAGGCUAUAAUUAGCAGUUUUGACAGCCUCACAUGAUAUGAGAUUUCUUAAAUGGUUCCAAUGAAAACAAGAUAAGUAGCAGAGGAAGGAGAUGGGUGGAGGUAGAGGGAUGUCUUUGGAAGUCAAAGUGCCCCAUCUCCCCCAUUGUCCCCGUGCUGGCUGGUAUGCUCUCAGUCAGUAUUGCAAAGCACCCUGUGGAUGUAAAUAAAAAAAAAUGUCAUCAGUU